AGUAAGUUCGACUUCGAGUCAUGUUUGACCAUGGUAGAAUUGUCAGUUCUUUGGACGAGGAUUUUGCCUCUUUUAGCUGCACUUUACAGUGUCUAUUACUGGCAAUUCAUCACUAGUCGUCAGCAUUACAAAGGCGACGCUAUACUGAAUGGAAAAACGGUCAUAAUCACAGGAGGCAACUCUGGCAUUGGCAGAGUCACAGCCCUGGACUUGGCCCAGCGUGGGGCCCGAGUCAUCUUGGCCUGUCGCAGCCUCCAGAAGGCCCAAGAUGCCGCCGAGGAGAUCAAGGCGCGAACGGGCAACUCCGAGGUUGAGGUGCGCCACUUGGAUCUGGCCAGCCUGCAGUCCGUCCGGGAGUUUGCCAGUGGGAUUCUUGAGAGUGAAGAGAGACUGGACAUACUCAUCAACAAUGCAGGGAUUGGGUUUGCCAGAGAGGGUGCUGUCACCAAGGACAACUUUCACCUUAUCUUUGGCAUCAACCACUUCGGCCACUUUCUCCUCACCAACCUCCUCCUGGACCUGCUCAGGAAGAGCGCCCCUAGCAGAGUAAUCACCAUCUCUUCCAUUGGACACGAAUGGGUGUUCUCCCCACUGGACUUGACCCGUGGGGAUCAUAGCAGCAGUGGCAGCCAUGGAAGCCCAGUCCUGUACCCACAUCUGAGAAGUUACUUUCAGAGCAAGUUGGCCAACGUGCUCUUCGCCCGAGAGCUGGCUCGGCGACUGGAAUCCACCGGCAUCACUUCAGUAUCCCUGCACCCCGGCGUCAUUUACACCCCUAUCUGGAGUGACAUGCCCGUGGACUGGAUCACAACCAUCAAUCACUUCUUCUGCCGUCCCUUCUUUUGGCUAUUUUUCAUUGAUGAAGAGGCGGGAGCCCAGACAACCCUCCACUGCGCCCUGGAUGACUCGAUACCAUACCUCUCUGGGAGCUACUUUGACAACUGUCAAGAGACGGCACCGUCAGCACUCGCUCAGGAUGAUGAGCUUGCCCAGAGACUGUGGGAAGUCAGCUGCGAAGCAACUGGACUGAACUGCUAGGAAAACUAACCAGCCAACUUCGUUAUUGAUCCAUUCACUGACUUCAAUUUGUGGACCCUGCAAUACACUUUUCAGUGGUAUCAAAUUUUGUAGGAGGAGAAAUCUUUAAGAAUUAGGUGAAUUGGGGGAUCUUUAAAGGGAGGGGGAAUUUCACCAAAUUUGUUUGUUUUAAUUUUUGUCAGGAAGGGGGGCUUGCAUUAACCUUUGUGGCUUUUUGAAGGGGUGGGGCUAAGUUUAAGGGAGGCGAGGAAAUGGAAUAGCCCAGAAAUCAUCAUACUCUUUAUAUUGAAAAAACAAAAAUGGAUAAAAAUUUCCUCCUUUGGAGGACAGGAGCUCACGGUUUCCCCCUCCCCAUUCCCAGGGUAUUCCCAAGUUGGCCCAGGGUAUCGUCAGACCUACCCUAGUACAGUGCAUGUACAAUAUGUGACCCAUUGGAGCAAACUGCAUUGCAUCGUUUGCCCCUUGACCUCAUGCCAGGGGUUCUAGGGAGGACCUGUUAACAAAAUCACCUUCUGCUUAAGAUGGAAUGUAUUCAUUUUUUAUUUGCGGCUCGCAUGCCGACCAGGAUUAGCAAGUUCUGUCGUUUGCAUGGAAUAUGAAACACUGAACAAAAUUGUUUGAUGGAAAUAUUCUGUAAUGUUUCCAUCAAAUCAUGUUCUUAAUUAUUCGCUGAUCAUUUACAGCCAUUUGAAUGCAUCUAAGAUAUUUGUGAUAUGAAUUUUCCAACAAGAGUAUGUUCAGUAUAUUAAAUAUUAUAUAAUAUUAUUAUAUUAAAUAUUAUAUUAUAUUAAAACCCCUUAUAUAGAUGAACAAUUUGAAUAUAAAAGAGGUUUUUUUAAGAAUAUCUAUUUAGAAUGUUUUUUUUCUUUUAUAACUAUGUACACGUACGUAGCCUUUGUACCAUUUACUGUACAGCGCUCAGUCAACUUUUUGAGGGUGUAUUAGCGGUUUUAUCUUUAUCUAUUAUGACUUCUGUAGGAAGCAAUCUUGUGUCACCGCAAGGCUUUUAUUUCAAACUUUAACCUUCUAAAUACUUUUCUACAAAUUAUUUCACCACCUUUAAAUGUUUGGUUUAAAAUAAGUUAUUUAAAAUAAGGUACUUGCCAGAACAAAGUUAUCAAGGUAUUCUUAAUACUUGUGCACAUUCUAUAAGAAGUGCGAAAACGGUUUUGGUCGUUGUAAGAUCUGUGUCCUAAAUUCUUUUUACGGACCGGGCUCUAUUCCAAAUUACAAUUAAAACUUAAUUAAAAGGUUUAAUAAUAAUUGCAGUUCUUCCUUUAUA
This is a messenger RNA of Acanthaster planci (crown-of-thorns starfish), 2320 nucleotides long. RefSeq names its product retinol dehydrogenase 13-like. Lineage: Eukaryota; Metazoa; Echinodermata; Asteroidea; Valvatida; Acanthasteridae. The record is from RefSeq and is a predicted model, not a curated record.